AUGCUGGCUGCCGAUCCAGUGGAGCCAGAUAUGCUCUUGCACGCCACCUCCCCUCCUCCACUGGGUGAUGGUGAUGAUGGAGAGACAGGAUCAGAGGAUGAUGAAUUUGGGAGCUUUGGGGGAUUCUCUUGCUCAGCUGAUUCUGCUGUCCUCAAGCAGUCUGCUCCUACUAUAAAGCCACCAAACUGCAGCUUUAAUCACACACCUGAACAAACCCAACCGACACCCGCUGUGAACUCAGGAGCCCAUAGGGGACAGGAAGCUGCUGAAAGGCAGCAUUCUACAUCUCAGUCUUCUUUGCAUCUCAUGAAUGGGUCCUCUGAAAGAGGCUCUGGGACCCAGGCAGAUUCUACAACAGGGGCGCCCAGGGAGGAAUCCGGGUUUGCUGAUUUUACUGUGUUCACAGAGCAGGCCGCAUAUCCCUGGUGCUGUGGUUUCUCUACUUUAGACAGCAUAGAACAACAGGAUGUAAAUGUGGGAGAUACAACACUGCUCAACAAUAUCGGUAAAAAACCCUGUGAUUCAAAACAGUGGAUCAUUAUGGAUUCUGAGCCCAGAUUGUGUGGUUCACAUCAAUCAGAAGAGACUGUCUACACUAAGGUCAAUCACUGUGAGAAAAGACAUGCAACAAAUGUGCAGCCAUCUCAGGAUUAUCACCCACCUCAGGAUGCUGCAGCUACUCUGGAUUCUUUAUCUGUGACUGAGCAAAGAUGGCCUGGAGAAUGUCAGGCAGAAAUUCAGCAUAGUGUCAGCCUACACUGUUUAAAAAUGUCAGACUCCGAGGACACACGGACAGCUAGUAUGUAUGACUCUGCUACCGAGGACCUGCCAUCAUUCUAUCAUGAUGAUGAAGAGGGAACCUUCUUGCAUGCUGACUCUUUGCUCCACCACAGCAUGACAAAUUUCAGCAUAGAAGAGCCAGAGGCUUUUCAUCGUGACCAGUCGGUUACUCAGGGAAUCUCUGCUACCUCAAACUCAGAACCUGAAAUGUGUGCAGAAGGCUGUUUGGAACAUCACAGGAACCAAGAAUAUGUCCACAAGGCUGACAAAGGGGGCCGUUAUUUGGGUGGCCUCCCACCAAGUGACAGCUUUGCAGAUUUCUGCUCAGCGUCCACACAGGAGGAAGGAGAGGGUUCCUGGGAAGAGUUCCAGGACCAGAAGCCUCAAGUAGCUGUGAAACUCUGGCCACCAUUCAGACAAGAUAGCUGCCUGCAAAUUACUGGGAAUGCAGAGCAGGACAGGACGGAACUCUGUGGACGCACCAUGAUGGACAGCUGGCAGGCUUCAUUAGCUUGCCGUGUCCAGCAGAUCUUCCAGGCCAGUUUCCCGGCUGUUCCAACUGUGGAGAGGGAGGAGGAGGAGGUGUUGAGUCUUGAUGCCUUGCUUCACAUCCGAAGCGUACCCGAUAGUGGGUCAGAGGAGAUGCCAGAACUUGCACACCCCAUUGCUCAAUGGGUUCAGCAGGGCAUGUGGUUCCUACAGUUGGAUGUCCACAGCAUACGUGGCCUCCAGUUUCAGUGGGGCAGUUCACAUGCUAACCAGGCUCUGCUCAGGUGCCUUGGUGUGGACUCUGGGAAUAUUGUCUUUGGUGUGAAGAACCAACCAGUGGUCGUGCCUGCAUUUGCCUCCAGUCUGGAAAUGUUGGAACCCACCAAAGAGUCUGUGUCAACUGUCUGUUCUCACUUUGUUAUAACACAAGCACCUCCAGGAUCCCAAGACAUACCGGACCUCUCAACUCACCCAGUGCAGAGGUCCCUUCCUUCUAGCCCGCUGAACUGGAUCAAUCGUGGCCUUAGCAGCUCUCAGGAUGGGACGUCCCCUCGCCGAACUCCUUAUUUCUGGAGUUGGAAAUAGAACACCAUGGCGUAUGUGGCUUCUUCUGCACUGACAAAUUACAUGACGAUUUGAAGAUUCCCAUGACUUUCUCCUGUGCAUGUUCUUAUUCAUGCUGUGUUCUUCUUCCACUCACUCAGCAGUGUUGGGGUCAUUAUUGUACUGUUCAGUAGAACCCGUCCAGGGACGACAAGUGACAGAGACAUACAGUCUUUUGGAAAUAUGACCCAUUUGUCACAAUUGCAGUUAUGUUGUUCAGUGUCUCAGAGGUCACCUUUUACUGUUCAAACAGUAUUUAUGAGUCAGGGUUGUGAAGGUUUAACCAACAACUGCUUGAAUAAAAUUGGUGAAGAUUUGCAUACUGUUAAAUUUUAUUUACUUGCAUACAUUCAUCUUUGUGACUUUCUCAAAGAUCUAGUAAUAGUGCAGCAUGAUUAUCAUACUGCAUGUAUUGGCUUCCCCCAGGAAAGUAAAGUACCACCAAUUUUUUCACACCUUAUUUUAGCCUUUACGUUUCUCUUGCACACAGGAGUGUUGAUCCAAAAACCUCACUCACCCGCUGCGGUGAAGUGAUGCUGAAAUAAUGACCACCAUUGGCUCAGGAGAGAAUUCGUAGUGUUAUGAAAGAAUUUGGCAGUAUUUGGAAUAGUUUCUGUUCCAGUUUUAUGCCAAACUUUCCACCAACUCUUCUGAAAGUUGGUUUAUUGUGCCAUCUGACAUUGUUAAAAUACUCAUUUUAGAAUUUUCCUGGCUCCAACACUUUGUCUGGAUCCUCCCAAAAAUGCAGUUAUAUCCUUUCCAGGACAGACCCAAUGUUUUCAGCUGAUUGGAAUAAGAACAUUGAUUUUAAGUGACAAGCUCUUUCUUCCGAUUAAAAAAUUAAUUUUGCACUUCUCCUCGAUUUGAUUUAAAAUAUAAUGGAAUCUAUUCGGGGGUAGGACCAACACAUUCAGCAGUAGAGGGCAGUACUAAUGGCGAGGGAGUGAAGCAACUGAGCAGGGAGGUGGUAUGGUUGUGGAGUUUUUGAAAAGUUGAUGCCAAUAUUGUAUAACCUGGGGAGGAAAAUGGUUCUUUUUGCAUUGCCAAAAAAAAAAAAAAAAAAAACUACAGGAAAGAACAAAUUUCCAGGAUCUCUUUGACUGUCUUUAAUAAAA
Messenger RNA from Thalassophryne amazonica, 2987 nucleotides. RefSeq lists its product as uncharacterized. Gene Ontology annotation, biological process: intracellular transport. Bases 1 to 1854 code for a protein of 617 amino acids. Gene Ontology annotation, cellular component: AP-1 adaptor complex; trans-Golgi network membrane. The record is from RefSeq and is a predicted model, not a curated record. Lineage: Eukaryota; Metazoa; Chordata; Actinopteri; Batrachoidiformes; Batrachoididae. The transcript is spliced from 7 exons. Gene Ontology annotation, molecular function: clathrin binding.